ACUUCACAGCAUCACCAUCUCAGUCCCGCCGCCGCCACCACCGCAUCCCGAGCAGUAGUCCAGUUCGCCGGAGAAGCAAGAUGGCCGGAAGGAAGGGAGGCGACAGGAAGAAGUCCGUGACCCGCUCCGUCAAGGCCGGGCUCCAGUUCCCCGUCGGCCGCAUCGGCCGCUUCCUCAAGAAGGGCCGCUACGCCCAGCGCGUCGGCUCCGGCGCCCCCGUCUACCUCGCCGCCGUCCUCGAGUACCUCGCCGCCGAGGUCCUGGAGCUCGCCGGAAACGCCGCCAAGGACAACAAGAAGAGCCGCAUCGUGCCGCGCCACCUGCUUCUCGCCAUCCGCAACGACCAGGAGCUCGGCAAGCUGCUCGCGGGGGUCACCAUCGCCCACGGCGGCGUGCUGCCCAACAUCCACUCCGUGCUGCUCCCCAAGAAGGCCGCCGAGAAGGCCGAGAAGGCGGAGGCCACCAAGUCGCCCAAGAAGAAGAAGGCCGCCGCCGGCAAGACCCCCAAGAAGGGCGCCGCCGCCACAGAGGAGUAGAUCGUGUGCCAGCUUAGUUCACCCGAAAGACAGGUGGUAGAGUGUGUGUCUUGGGUUAGAGUCGUGUAUGUAUGUGAUCCUGGUUCGGAAGACAACAUCUGGUUGUGUCUGGUCCCCGUUCUUGCAAAUGGAAUCUGAGAACCGAAUUGCUUAGCCA
This is a messenger RNA of Lolium perenne, 693 nucleotides long. Its product is annotated as protein H2A.5. The record is from RefSeq and is a predicted model, not a curated record. Gene Ontology annotation, cellular component: nucleosome. NCBI's taxonomy places the organism in Eukaryota, Viridiplantae, Streptophyta, Magnoliopsida, Poales, Poaceae. Gene Ontology annotation, molecular function: structural constituent of chromatin; protein heterodimerization activity; DNA binding.